Anoplopoma fimbria (sablefish) is the source of this 1284-nucleotide messenger RNA. It is a transcript of the gene rad9b, whose product is annotated as RAD9 checkpoint clamp component B. Gene Ontology annotation, biological process: DNA repair; cellular response to ionizing radiation; mitotic intra-S DNA damage checkpoint signaling. The coding region runs from base 5 to 1225 and encodes 406 amino acids. NCBI's taxonomy places the organism in Eukaryota, Metazoa, Chordata, Actinopteri, Perciformes, Anoplopomatidae. Gene Ontology annotation, cellular component: checkpoint clamp complex. The transcript is spliced from 11 exons. The record is from RefSeq and is a predicted model, not a curated record.
GAAUAUGAACUGUGUUCUGGAAGGAAGUGGUGUAAAAGCGUUUGGGAAGGCUGUCCAUGCCCUGUCACGGAUUGGAGAUGAGCUGUGGUUGGAUCCCAUGGUUAGAGGGCUGGCACUGAGAUCAGUUAAUUCUGCUCAUUCUGCGUACGCCUGCUUCCUCUUCUCGCCGCUGUUCUUCCAGCACUACAGCCUGGGAUCCGUAUCAGAGAGGGGCCGGGAAUCAGUCAAUUGCAAACUGUUAAUGAAGUCAAUCCUACCUCUUUUCCGGUGUUUGACUUCGAUUGAGCGUAAUGUGGAGCGAUGUCAGAUAACAAUCAGCAUUCCCAAUGACCGAGUGAUGAUCCAGUUUUUCUGCAGGCACGGCAUCACUAAGACCCACAACCUAUGUUUCCAGGAGAGUGAAGCUCUGCAGGCAGUGUUUGCCUCACACCUCUGUCCCAAUGUGCUGAAAGCUCCUGCCAGGCUUCUUGGUGAUAUGGUGACGCAUUUCCCAGUGUCCCAGGAGGAAAUCACUCUGUCCAUGACUCCUCUGAGAGUCAGUCUGAGAAAUUACUAUGAGGGAGGAAACGAUCACAUGAAGAACAUGUUCACUGAGAUGUCCUUACACCCAGACGAGUUUGACUACUUUCAGAUCGGAGUGGAGUCGGAUAUAACUUUCUGUUUGAAGGAGUUGAGGGGUUUACUCUCCUUUGCAGAGUCACAUUCCCUUCCAGUGUCCGUCUACUUCGGUGCUGCAGGAAAGCCUGUGUGCUUCUCUGUGGAGGACAUGGUCCUGGAGGCCACUGUGGUGCUGGCUACCCUGAUCGACUCUGAAAGCAGGGGCCCCAGUCAGCCUACGGAGACGCUGGCCCCUGAUACAAACAGGUGUGCGGAUGUUGCCGUUCUACCUGUGGGUUCAUGUGAGGCAGACAUCAAUAAGCCUGAGGAUAUUCCUGCUGUGAUGGAGCUGAUAGCAUCGAGCCAGGGCAGCCCCAUAAUCAACCCACCCGCUCUGAUGCUGCUUCUGCCUCAGAUUGAAGAGCCACACGGGCCGGGUGUAGCUGACGAGGCCUGCGUCAGUGCCACCACCACGCCUGCUUCCUCCAUGGUCUGCUCCCUCCUGUUCAGGGCCGUAUCGUCUGAGCAGGACAAGGACGGCCGUGCUGCCAGACUGCCUGUUCUAGCAUGUUACAGUGACGAAGAGGAAACUAUGGAAGAAAGCAACAGAAGAAGCCCUACGCUCUGAUAACAGAGCUGUUACACAAGACUACGUUUCUCAAGUUUUUGUGAUACCUGUUAAAGUUA